GCAAGCCCCUGGCACCGCCACCCAAUCUAAUGAUGAGCGUGACUCCAAGGACCCGUUCUUGCAUCAUUGCUCCACGACCUCAAGAACACCCAUCAGCCAAUUCCAACCUGCGCUCUUCCACCUGCACGUCAACAAUCACGACUCUCUCUCGGUCGGUCGUUUUCCACUCACAGUGAUCCCAAAUCGCGAUGUGCUCCAACGAUAUCUUCCUCGGGCUGCUAGCCGUUCUCUUCCCGCCGUUGCCUGUCUGGGUCAAGCGCGGUCUGUGUUCCGCCGACUCCAUCAUCAACAUCCUCCUCCUCAUGCUCGGUUACAUCCCCGGCCUCCUCCACGCCUGGUACAUCAUCGCCAAGUACCCCGAGCCGCCAUACGACUACGAGUACGAGAGCGUCCCGCAGGACGCCGAGCACGGGCGCAUCUACGUCUUCGUCAACGGAAACGGCGGGCACGGCGGCCAGCCGCCGCAGGGCUACCAGCCGCAGCAGGGCGCCCAAGCGCAGCCGCCCAAGCCCCAGGGCCACAUGAACUACGGCACAAGCAACACCAACAACAACCACUCCACGGGCGCUCCCGCACCUCACCACCAGCAGCAGCACCAGCCGCAGGAACAGGGCACGACGGCGGAGGCCGGGCCGAGCGACGGCGGCGCGCCGCCGCCGAGCUACGCGCAGGUUGUGGCUGGGGAUCACAAGGUGCAGAACCAUGACUAGAUCGGGGGUGCGGAGCCGUUGCGGGUAGGGAGGAGUACGGUGCGAGGGGUAAAUGGGCUUUUUCUCCGGGGUCAGUGGACUUUCGCUGCCACGUGGUGAUGUGUAUGCUUCCGGCUGGAUGGGAAUGUGUGUUUGCUGUUUGCGCGUGGGAAUUAAUGGGCGUUGGGUUGGCGGGUAGGAUACCGUGUUUUCGGAUGUUGGUUGAAUGGAUGGGCGGGACAUCCCACUCUGUGUUGACGAAUAUUUUAGCUCGUUAUUGUCAGGAUAAGGAUCAUGUCAGCGUUGUCACCUCGAUGGCACCCUAUAAGUGCAGUUACCCCCACAUAUCUGCCUGCUGAGGAUAUUAAGCAAGUUAGGGAACUUUAUGAUACGUGCGAAGCACAAAUGCACCCCGUUUCUCCAG
Molecule: messenger RNA, 1113 nt
Organism: Chaetomium fimeti
Lineage: Eukaryota; Fungi; Ascomycota; Sordariomycetes; Sordariales; Chaetomiaceae
Exons: 3
Coding region: 189-710 (173 amino acids)
Cellular component (GO): membrane
Source: RefSeq, a predicted model, not a curated record